CCGGUUUCUGGCCAUGCGCACACACCAAAACAAAGUCAUUCUCUAGAGUUGGUCCACACGCCACCAGGAAACUCUACUAAACAACUGACAUUGUUUUCUGAAACACAUCCUGACUGAUUGACGUCAUCACCAUGGGACGCGGAGAAAACGACGAGAAGACUAAAAUGGACCAUGAGGAGGUGGAGGGCGGGUUUUGCGAUAAGUUUCGCGGAUUCCCCAAGUGUAUCGGAUUCAUCGUCGGCAACGAGUUCUGUGAAAGGUUCUCCUUCUACGGCAUGAAAGCCAUCCUGACGAUCUACCUUCUGGAAGCGUUGUUGUUCGAUGACUCCACGUCCACGGCUAUCUACCACGCCUUCACGUUCGGCUGUUACUUCACUCCCAUCCUCGGCGCCAUCAUGGCAGACAGCUGGCUUGGGAAGUACUGGACUAUAGUGUCGGUCUCCAUCCUCUACGCCAUUGGCAAUUUUGUUUUGUCCAUUUCUUCUCUCUUCGGAGCUCCUCCAUACCCGUUCUACGGAGUCUCGCCAGAUUCAAACAUACCGGGCGCCAUGAUUGGUCUGGUCCUGAUUGCCCUGGGAACGGGCGGGAUCAAACCAUGUGUGUCAGCCUUCGGGGGGGACCAGUUCAAGGAUGGACAGACAAAGCAAGUCCAGAUGUUCUUCUCCAUCUUCUACUUUGCCAUCAAUGCUGGAAGUCUCAUCUCUACCCUGGUCACCCCUCUGCUUAGGGACGAUGUCCAGUGCUAUGGAGCUGACUGUUUCCCUCUGGCCUUCGGAGUUCCCGCUAUUCUUAUGGUGGUCGCAACAAUUCUGUUUGUUGUCGGCACCCCCUUCUACAAGAGGAACCCGCCACAAGGAAACGUUGUCGUGCUGGUGUCAAAGGCCAUCGGGAACGCGGUUAAGAACCGGUGGAACCGUGAGUCUGGUGAGCAGAGAGACCACUGGAUGGACUACUGUGACACUACCAUAUACGAGAAAAAGCUGGUUCGUGACAUCAAGUUCAUGCUGCACGUGUUGUACAUGUACAUCCCUCUGCCUGUCUUCUGGGCUCUGUUCGACCAACAAGGAUCUCGGUGGACACUACAGGCGUACAGGAUGAACUAUGACCUGGGACCUCUUGGCAAGAUGAAGCCAGAUCAGAUUCAGUUCGUCAACCCAGCUCUGAUUUUGAUCCUCAUCCCCAUAUUUGAGGGAGCGAUCUACCCAAUUCUGGACAAAUGCAAGAUCCCCAACAGGCCCUUACAGAGGAUGUGUGCCGGUAUGACCUUUGCAGCAGGAGCUUUUGUUGUGGCUGGAUUCAUACAGAUAGCACUGCAGAACACCUACCCACAACCACCCGCGGCUGGAAACUCAGGCCUUCGUGUCAUCAACCUGGCGAACUGUGACCUCCAGCCGACCUUUAACCCUGCUCUCCCUGGUACUGAUGCGCCUUCCUUUGAGCCAAUUGCCUACAAGGGAGACCAGAAACUGUACGAUGUGCCGAUGGGUAACCACACUCUGGACUUCAGCUGUACCGGUAAGACAAGUCUGACUGCCUACAAGGUGGACAUGGGAGAUCAGGAGUUCAACACAGUCAUCAUCACAGAUAAUAAUGGAGCACUUUCUGCACCAUCACAGUUCCACACAGAGUGGGAUAAGCCAGAAAAGGCUGAUCCAAAAAUGAGGGUGAUCUUCAUGCUUGACCCAGCCACGGUCGGUAAUAACGUGUCCGUGAGGAUUGAGAACAGUGACGCUCCCAGCCAGGUGUACCACACGUUUGAUGCCGAGCAGCACAAGGCAACAGAGUAUGUCGUCAAGGAGCCAGGAAAAUUCAACGUGAAGCUUGAGUAUAAGGAUACUUCUGGUGAAUCUCAGACGGAGACAGUUGGUGAUGGUUACACUACUGAACAUGGUGGAGGUUACACUGUUGUCGUCUACAAAAAUACAGAGUAUGAGGUGAACAGCUACAUCGACGCUGAGCCCAGUUCCAUGAGUAUCCUGUUCCAGAUUCCUCAGUACUUCAUCAUCACUACUGGAGAGGUUCUCUUCUCUGUCACUGGACUCGACUUCUCCUACUCUCAGGCCCCAAAGAGCAUGAAGUCAGUGCUUCAGGCAGCCUGGCUACUGACGGUCGCUUUUGGAAACGUGAUCGUGUUGAUCGUGGCAGAGGCCAGGCUUAUCGAAGACCAGGCUAUUGAAUUCUUCAUGUUUGCUGGACUGAUGGGUGCUGUUGUCAUCAUCUUUGCCAUUAUGUCCUAUUUCUACACGUAUAACGAAAUCCCCAAGGAUGACGAAGAGAUGGAAGAGUUGGGAAAAUCAGCGACAAACGGUGAUGUUGAACACGGCAAAGUCAAAAACGGAGUGGACAACCCAGCUUUGACCACAGAUGGACCAGUAAGCCCUGGAGUAUUGGCCGGGGAGACAUCAUACAUAACUCAACUGUAGACAACUGGUAGAACAAAAUGUUGUGUUUCCUGUUUCCUGACCGACCCUAGAAAAAAACUGCCGACCCUAGCCUUUUUAGUGGACCCCUGCAAGGGACAUACAUUUUUCGAGCUGAUUGACC
This is a messenger RNA of Branchiostoma belcheri (Belcher's lancelet), 2544 nucleotides long. RefSeq names its product solute carrier family 15 member 1-like. Gene Ontology annotation, molecular function: dipeptide transmembrane transporter activity. The transcript is spliced from 24 exons. Gene Ontology annotation, biological process: transmembrane transport; oligopeptide transport. Lineage: Eukaryota; Metazoa; Chordata; Leptocardii; Amphioxiformes; Branchiostomatidae. Bases 132 to 2423 code for a protein of 763 amino acids. Gene Ontology annotation, cellular component: membrane. The record is from RefSeq and is a predicted model, not a curated record.